AUGUUCAGAGCUGUGUUUGGAAACAAGAGAGAUGAAGGAGGAGGAGGAAAACGAGGAGAUAAAAAGAACCAGAGACACUCAGGUGUUGAGGCAUACACUCACAGCACUUUGCAGAGCAGUAGCAGCAGGCGGGCCGCAAAUCCCCAGGGCCAUGAUGGUUACAAAGAAAGAUCAGCAAAACUGAAGAGACUGACCAAGGGUGUGUCCAUUUCUUUACCGUCCUCGCCUAUUCUCCCUCGCCAGGCUGACAUUGGUCCCUCCCACUCCUGCAUCAAGUUCCCAGGACGGGUAAGGAAGCUGGAGUAUGUGGAUGGCUCUUCCGAUGCGAGAGAACCUCUUGUCUUUGCCUCGUGCCGUGGCAAGACAGAUCACAGAGACCUCCACGUGGAGCCCCAACCGGGCUCCUCCCUUUCUACCCAGGAACUGAUGACCAGACUAUGUUUCUUAUUGGGAGAAGCAACACCCAGCACUGCUAGCUCUCCUAUGGAGGACAGGAGGGAAAAGAAGUGUGAUACCUCCGCUCAAGGAGGGAGUCCCAGCUCCACUCUGACCUGCAGCACUGCCUCUCCAUGUUCAGAGAGCCCCUCUUCCACCCUGAGCCCCAGUGUUGGAGACCAACCGUUGCCCCAUCCUUUACCCCUGCCUUCAACCCAUUGUGGCUCCAGUACCAGCCCCAGUGGGACCCUCUCCAACCCUGUCAUCACUGGGAGCAGCCCUGGGCCUCCUUCUCAAAGCCCCACCUCCACCCUGGAUAGCAAGGAUAGUGGAAUCAUAGCAACCAUCACAAGUUCUUCUGAGAAUGAGGAGCGCAGCAUUUCAAGUGCGGAUCUGACCAAGGAUGAAGGCCCGGGGGUCAAUGCUGGUGUAAUGGGCCAUACAGGCGAGGACAGCCAUCCUGGGGCCACCAGGGACAAUCUGACAGCCCAACCAGAUAAGACCUUACCUAGAACUGACAUCAUGGAGGCCAGGACUCCGCCCCCACCGAAGAGACCCCUCCCACAGCAUCACAUACACUGCACCUCCUCCCUCAUGAUGCCCCGUCCAAAUUCUGUGGCAGCAACCAGCUCCACUAGACUGGAGGAUUUGAAUUAUCUGGACAACCAAAGGGCUGCUGGACACAGGAGCUCCGUCCGCAAACACAACACAGCUGGACGCACAAAUGAUGACUCCAAAGGGAGAUUGGUUCCAUUCAAACAAAGUGACAUCAUGCUAAAGCCGCUGCUGUUUGAAGUCCCCGGCAUCACCGCAGAAACACCCUUUGUGGGCCGGGACUGGCUCUUCACACGUCUGGACGAGGUCUUGAGAAAGACAAGCAGCUGUGAAGGACGAGGUGCUGUCAUUGUCGGUAAUGCAGGAUCUGGCAAGACUGCUAUCAUCUGGCGGCUGGUGACGCUCAGCUGUCAUGGUAUGCGCACUCUACAGGGAGGGCCCAGCAUCCCUCACAGCCCCAGCUCCUCCCCUGAAUCCGAUUCCCAAACCAACCAGAGUGCUGUUGCAGGAACAAGCGAUGGUGCAGCACAGAGGAAGGAGGCUGUCAGAUGCCUAGCUGCCAAGGUGGUAGCCUACCAUUUCUGCCAGGCUGACAACACAUACACUUGUCUGGUACCUGAGUUUGUUCAUAGUGUCGCCGCCCUGCUGGCCAGAGCACCACAGCUAGGUCCAUACAGGGAGCUGCUGGUACAAGAGCCUCAACUACAGAACACACUCAGCCUGCGAUCCUGUGUACAAGACCCCAUUGCUGCCUUCCGAAAAGGUGUCCUAGAGCCCAUAGCUAGUCUGCGCAAAGAGCGGAGGCUACCGGAAGAAGACUACAUUAUAUUGGUUGACAGUCUCAAUGAAGCAGAGUUCCACAAACCAGACUACGGUGACACCAUUGCCACCUUCAUCACAAAGAUUAUCUCCAAAUUCCCUCUCUGGCUCAAGCUGGUGGUCACAGUCAGGACAGGCCUGGUGGAAAUUACUACCCUCCUUCCCUUCUCUGGCAUCUCUCUGGACAUCCUGCCAGACAGCAGUGAUCUGGGAGCUGACCUGAGUGACUACAUCCAUCACCGGGUCAGCAGCAGCACCCAGGUCGCCACUAACGUCACCACACCGACAGGCUCCGCCCCUGAUCCACUGCUCCUCAGCAAAUUCAGCAGCCACCUGUCAACACGCAGUCAUGGCUCCAUCCUCUACCUUCAGCUGACCCUGGAUCUUUUCCAUAAAGGCCAUCUGGCGCUGAAAGGAGGAAACUACCUGGUGGUGCCUGUCUCCCUGUCAGAGGUUUACCUGCUGAUGUGCCGUGUGAGCUUCCCGGAUAAAGAGGUCUUUGAACUGGUACUUCCGGUGCUAAAUGUGGCACUGGCCUCGCUGCACCCACUGACUGAUGAACAAAUGUUCAGGGCACUGAAUGCAGGCAGUGUGAGAGGGGAGCUGGAGUGGAAGGACUUCCAGCAGAGAUUAGACAGCCUGGCUGGAUUCAUGGUGAGACGCAGAGAUGGCACACGGAUGCUGUGUCACCCCUCCUUCAGGGAGUGGCUGGUUUGGAGAGCAGAUGGAGAGAGCACAGACUUUCUCUGUGACCCGAGGAGCGGCCACGCUCUCCUGGCCUUCAUGUUCUCGAGACAGGAGGGCAAGCUGAACCGGCAGCAGACCAUGGAAUUGGGACACCACAUCCUCAAGGCUCAUAUAUUCAAGGGUCUGAGUAAGAAGACAGGUGUGUCCUCCAGCGUUCUUCAGGCCAUGUGGGUAAACUGCAGCACAGACAGUCUGUCCGCUGCGCUUGCCUCCCUGCGGAACUUGUACACACCUAACACCAAGGUAAGUCGUCUGUUGAUGCUGGGUGGCGCUAAUGUGAGCUGGUGUACAGAGGUGGUAGGACACGCCCCCAUCCUAGCCGUCCAUGCUCACCUGGGACAUGUGGAGAUGGUAGCGCUGUUACUAGAAAUGGGCGCUCCUGUAGAUGGGAUCACCGACAGCGGCAUGACGCCCCUGUGUUUGGCUGCCGCUGCAGGACACGCUGACAUCGUCAGCCUGCUCUGCAAGAAAGCGGCCAAGGUGGGCCAUGCUGAUAAGAGUGGCCACUGUGCUCUGGUCCAUGCUGGGCUGAAGGGCCAUGCAGAAAUCAUCAACAUCUUGCUGGGCCAGGAUUGGGGACCAGAGAACCCCACUGAUCCACAGAAGCACCUCAGCAAUGAGACUGUGACUGAGAAAACACAGGCAGUACAGCAGGCGGUAACAGCAGCAGCCAGUGUGGGGCACACACAGGUGGUGAAAAGCUUGCUGGACUUGAAAGACGAACAGCUGGCAGUGCAGAUGGACGCUCACGACUCUCUCUGGGGAGAAACGGUGCUGAGUGCGGCAGCGGGGAGAGGGAGGAUGGAGGUGUGUGUGUUCUUACUGGAGCGGGGGGCAGUGCUGGAAUUGUCAAAUCGCAGGGGGGUGGUCCCACUCCUCUGCGCUACAAAACACGGACACACACAGGUUGUGGAGCUGCUGCUGAAGCAAGGUACAGACAUCAAUGUCAGUGACAAGCAGGGUCGCACUGCACUGAUGCUGGCUGCGUCUGAAGGCCACAUAAGCACCGUUGAACUGCUGCUGUCAAAGAGUGCCGCUCUGUCCUCUGCUGAUCAGGAGGGGCUGACCGCACUUAGCUGGGCCUGUAUGAAGGGCCAGAAAGGUGUGGUGCAGCUUCUGGUGGAGGCAGGUGCAGACCUGAACCAACCAGACAGACAGGGGCGGACUCCUCUUGACCUAGCGGCCCUUAAUGGGGAUGCAGAUACAGUGCAUUGCCUAGUGGACCAUGGAGCGGUGUUGGAGAGGGCCGAUAACAACGGCACCAGGGCUUCAGACAGGACUCCCGGCUGCCAGAACCCGGCCCUGGUGGCUUUGCUGCUCAAGAAAGGAUCCAAGAUGGGCUAUAGAACAGCUCCACAUGAUCGAUCAGGUCACGCUACAUGGGCUAUGGCUUCCUCCAAACCAGACAUCCUCCUCAUCCUGCUGCAGAAGCUGAUGGAGGAAGGGAACAUGCUUUACAAGAAAGGACGUAUGAAAGAAGCAGGCCAGCGAUACCAGUAUGCCCUGAGGAAGCUACCUCGUGAGGGGCAAGGAGAGGAGCUGAAAGGGCUGAAAGACCUGCGGGUCUCCCUCUAUCUCAACCUUUCCCGCUGCCGCAGGAAAACCAAUGACUUUGGCAUAGCUGAGGAGUUUGCAACAAAAGCCUUGGACCUCAAACCCAGGUCUUACGAAGCGUAUUAUGCCAGAGCACGGGCCAAGAGGAGCAGCAGGCAGUUUGCUGCAGCGCUGGCAGACCUCCACGAAGCAGCACGACUCUGCCCGUCCAACCGGGAGAUCCGCCGCCUGCUGGUACGGGUAGAGGAAGAGUGCAAACAUCAUCAGAAGCUAUCCAGCAACAACACGCCACAGGGUUACAACAGGGACCCUCACACCCACCACCAUCAAGCCACAGAGGAGGAGACAGAAGUAUAUUCACAAGGAAGUCCAGAGAGGCAAAUCCCUGUGGAGCAGACAGAUGCAGAGAAAGAAGAAGAAGUGAAGGAAGAAGGUGAGGAGGUGAGCAUGCAAUGUGGGAAAAGCCCAGAAUUUUGGCCUCAGAAUCCGUAUGCUCCGAACAGGACUCUCCCUGGAGGUGUGGCCUUCAGUUUAGCAGAUCAGGUGCCAUGUUUCCCUCAAGAGGAGUUUGUACAGAACCAACUUUUCAUGGACUUGCCGGAGCCUGCUCCGCCUAUCCACAGGCAAAGCCAAAACCAGGGUAGCAGGAGUCAUCACCACUGCCACUCCCUCCAGUCAGGGAACAGAGUCGGGGGCAGGCCUCUUUCUCUGUGCGGCCCCUCCAGUCCUCUGCCAGGAAGACACAUCUCCACCUCCCUGAGGCCUGCGCCGGUGCUGGGUAUUGACAUCGGCCCUGGAUCAGCCAAUGAACACUCUGGACUCAGCCCCACUGAGCACUAUCACCCCAUGUCCCCCAACAGCUCCUCCCCACCUGGCCCUCUUCAGAUGUACCAGCCCCGCUCCUCCAGCUUCUCCAGGGGCUCUGACAGACUCUCCACCCACUCUGUGGCUCUGGAUGGCUUGGCUCUCGCUCUGGGGUCUGGUAUGGAGGUUAGGAGGGAGGGCGGCGGAGGGGGAACAGCAGGCUCAAGGGGCUCUAGCUCAAGUCAGGCCUCCAGUGGGAACCAAUCAGACUGCGGCAGGCAACAGGUGCCGGACACCCCCUGCCCCCUCAAGAGCAGCGGUAGCUUCAAGACAAAACCUGAGCUGAAGCCCCGGCCCUUCAUGGGGGUCAUGGACAAAGCAGUGCGAGUCCAGAGCCAGCAGACCUCUGGCCUGGGCAGACAGGGGCAGGGAGGAGGAGGAGGAGGGGUAGGAGGGGAGAGUUUCAGUAUGUCAGUCAUGGAGUUCCAGGGGUUGAACAAUGAGUACAAACGCGCCUCAUUCCAGGAGCAGCUCUCUGGAAGUCAGGCCAACAGCCAGCAGCAGGGCCGGGAGUAUGGAGAGCGGCUCCACCAGCGAGAGGCCAGAGCCACCAUUUCCUCCCAGCUACGCUUUCCAGACGGGAGGCACAGACAGGCGAGCCUGACGAGAGACAACCCGGCUCUGCAUAUGGCUCCCAUCAAACCCAAACGCUCAUUUAUAGAGUCUAAUGUCUGAAUAUAGUUUAUAAAAACACAGAUACAGGCUGUUUUCAACAAACUACGUCCCACAUAAGGUAGCAAGGGAGACCUGUUUGAGAACUGCUCCUUUCCCUGAGCCUGUUUUGUAGAGUUAUGCUGCUGCACUGCAUUUACAAUCUAGAACCAGUGUUCAACUCAGGCUACUACGCUUUUGCUUACAUGUCUACAGCUACACUAGUGUAUUCAAGAAAACCAGACAUACCUUAAGUAGGGAUUUAAAAAUAAGUAGUAUAUUGUCUCAAGUUUUAAUUUAUCAUAUCGAAUAUAGAAGUCAAAGAAAGCUUUGUGCACAAAUAUGCGAAACCUCACGCUAUUAGUUGCAGGAAAUGACCAUUUCUAUUGUCAAGUGUCUUUUAAAAAACAUUUAUAUUUGUACGGUGUACACUAUAUUUGCAGAUUAUAUAUUUCCCUGUAAGUGGUUAUCUGUCGCCAUUACAGGCUUAAAAAGAAAUGACUUUGUGU
This is a messenger RNA of Scomber scombrus (Atlantic mackerel), 6134 nucleotides long. Its product is annotated as protein TANC1-like. The coding region runs from base 1 to 5649 and encodes 1882 amino acids. The record is from RefSeq and is a predicted model, not a curated record. Lineage: Eukaryota; Metazoa; Chordata; Actinopteri; Scombriformes; Scombridae. The transcript has 28 exons. Gene Ontology annotation, molecular function: protein binding.